Messenger RNA from Chrysemys picta bellii (western painted turtle), 744 nucleotides. The record is from RefSeq and is a predicted model, not a curated record. NCBI's taxonomy places the organism in Eukaryota, Metazoa, Chordata, Testudines, Emydidae.
AUGCCGGCAACUGGAUCCGGACCAACCAGCCCACGCCCACCGAGGAGACCGGGCCACCGGGGGACUAUCCCCACGGCGGGCUAUUACAUCUACGUCGAGGCUGGGAGCCUGUGGCCGGGCCAGUCCGUGCGUCUGGAGUCCCGGGAUUUCUGCACCGCUGAUGCCGUGUGCGUGGAGUUUUACUACUACAUGGCCGGCAUCGUGGAGACCGGAACCCAGCUCCGGGUGCUGGCCUGGGGGCCCUCUGGCCCUGGCCUCCCCCUCUGGACCCGCACCGGCCUCCAGAGCCCGGCCUGGCUGCUGGGCUCUGUCACCGUGCCCGCCGGCCGCCUGCAGCCCACCCGGAUCAUCUUUGAAGUGGUGCGGGGCGACCUGCCGUACCUCGACGUGGCCCUGGACAAUGUGUCGGUGCGGAGGGGGCCCUGCCCAGGAGCCCCGGUUACCCCACCCACGCCAGCUCCCAGCCUCACAGCCCCCACCAGCCCUGGGGGCCCAGGCUCCUCCCCAGCAGGGACUGCCACCCCCAGCGGCACCACAGCGAUGCGUCCCACGGCAACCACCACCGUAGGAACCGGCACCGCCCUCAGUGGCACCACGGCAACCAGCACCGUAGCAACCGGCUCCUCCCCCACUAGCACCACGGCAAUCACCACCGUAGCAACUGGCACCGCCCCCACUGGCACCACGGCAACCACCACCGUAGCAACUGCCCCCCGGGGCCGGGCCCGUUGGGUGGUGGUUUGA